Cyphomyrmex costatus is the source of this 3725-nucleotide messenger RNA. RefSeq names its product troponin T, skeletal muscle (gene TpnT). The transcript has 10 exons. The record is from RefSeq and is a predicted model, not a curated record. Gene Ontology annotation, cellular component: troponin complex. Lineage: Eukaryota; Metazoa; Arthropoda; Insecta; Hymenoptera; Formicidae. Gene Ontology annotation, biological process: sarcomere organization; regulation of muscle contraction; muscle contraction. The coding region runs from base 2176 to 3366 and encodes 396 amino acids. Gene Ontology annotation, molecular function: tropomyosin binding.
AAUUCAACUCUCACAGCAUCGAAACAAAGUCAGUUUGUUUUGAUUCACCGAUUUUCCGUCUGAUUUAUCUUAAACUGUAUGAUUCGCGAUAAAUCUCGAUUUGGAUCUUUACCUCCCUCUCUUUGGAAACCGACAGUGUGAAUGACAAAAUUGGCGAUUGAAGCUGACUGACGUCGGUGAAACCGGCAUUAAAAACCCUCUGAGAUUUUUCGUCUCGUGGCAGGAAUGAGAUCGCAGGAGACCGAGAUUUGACGUUGCAAUCGCGUUGCGGCGCGUUGUGGAUUUGCCAAUAUCUAUCUAUAUCGCUGGGGGAAGAUUUUGUUUACAGAUACGGGACGGAUAACGCGAUCGUUGGCCUGUGUAGCGCGACUGUGAAUAAUAAUAGGAUAUAUUUGUCGAAGGUACCGCACGCCGGUGGUAUGUACAUCGCAGGCGUUCGUGAAUAUUCCAUCGCGGUUGCAUAACGCUAACGCGCGACGACACUUGAGCUCCGUUUGGGAGCCCGCCAGGCGUCUCAUAAAUAUAUGCACAAUAACGUAACACAGUUUAUUCUGAGACCGACGUCUGCUCAAAAUGUACCACGCCCCGGCGCCGACGUGAUCUUAUUAACGGCCGGCCGUUCGAUACAUAAUGCAGCAUCUGCAAUGCUACAUAUUUAUGCUCAAUCUCCGUACUCGCGGAUUUGCCAAAUAAAAUUGUACAACGAACCAUGUACAGCCAGAAGUAUAUUUGCAGUUUGAACUAAUAUUUACCCUCGUGUGACACGAAAAUUGCAAAUCCGAUCGUGGAUCCUCUUACAUUUUUUAUUUUUGUCUCGCGCGAAUCACGAAAACUCGGACGAAAAUCGAAUCCUGCGUGAAAAAUCAUGUAAUACUCAUAUUUUACGUUUUUAAGCCGGAACUGUAAUUUACGUGAGUACGAUGCUCUGGAUUUCAAUCCUGUCGGUGACGUCUAAUCACUCUCGUUGUCAGUGUUCGAAGUUCCUCUCUCCCCCUAUGUUUUCCUCAUACUUAUUAUAAUCUUUAUAUCUCUUUCGCACCCCCGCGUGUUUUACGUUUUGUCUCUCUGAUUAAUAAUGAAUUAACGUGUUGUAUAUAAUCACGUCUUGUUCGAGUUACGUCAAAGCGAUGUGUCACACGUCCUUCUAUCUCAAGGCUCGUUAUUUUGUCCGAUCCCCCAUAUUAAUUUAUAUUGACUUGUGCGCCAUAAUUCAUCGACUCGCAAGCAAGCAAUAAUUGCAAUACCCCCGCUCGCAGAUCCCAUGAAUAAACAACUUUUACAUCCCCAUAUUUUUUACGAGGUAUAUAAAUUUUCCAAAAGAAAGAUGUGUACAAAAUUUUAACGGAACGUUUUAAAAUAGGGGAAGGAAAGCCGAAAUCAAAUAACGAUUACGGUAUCCUCCCCUUUUCUUCAGGAGUGUCUUUCAGGACACGGAACGUGUCUCCAUGAAAUAGAUUGAUCUUCAGUUCGGUUUGAAAAGUCGAGCGAAUUUAUGUUAAACACGUUUAAAAAUAACUUUGAGCCUGCGAUGCUCAAUAUUGUCAUCUCCUGAAUCGUAUCUCGCACGCGCUAUAUUAUUGUCACCGAUAGCUCUUUUAGUCAUUUACGAAUCCAUAAUCCUUAUACGACUGAAUAACUCAAUCAAGACAGUCAUCUCAAGUAGAAUCCAGAAAUCAUAAUAAUAGUCAUAAGUACGUCAUCACGACCUUAUUCGUCGCUUGUAAGUUCAUUUUUAAGUGUUAAAUAACGUCACGACGAUGACCUAUGAUAUAAUUAUGUAACUCAGUGUUCUACCUGAGAGAUGAAACAUUCCUCGCUACUCUCAUUAAUGCCUUCUCCCAUGAUUCGUUGCGGUGCGCACUUUGGUUUCAUCCCUCUAUAAUUCUAUACGCUUGCACACCUUAUCGCCUUACUAUUUGCCUCUUUCUUUUUCUUUCCUCUUCUCUUUUAUUUUCUUUCUUUCACAAAUCGCCUCCGUCCCCCUUUGUCCCGCUCUAUAUUUUUCUCUGACUUUCUGUUUAUCCAUCCGUGCAUAUAUCUGUCUGUCUGUCUGUUCCGUCCAUGUGUUGUCUGUGUGUGUAUACGUGCGACGAGCGGCAUUAAGUAAUAUGCACUACGGGAGAGAAUGGAUGGAGUUGUAAUAAAGUAGUGAAGAUAUGGACGUGAGAAUCGCGUAUGGAGUUCUGGGGGAUCUCGCGAGAUCUUCCAGAGAGCGGGCUCAACCGUCGUGAUUUAAAGAGAGUUACUUUUGUUUUCACUCCGGCCUCCUUCAGGGAAUCUGGCGAGAAUCCUGAGUUUAUGAAGAGGCAAGAACAGAAAAGAAGCGACCUAGACGAACAGCUCAAAGAAUACAUAGCGGAAUGGCGAAAGCAGAGAGCCAAGGAGGAGGAGGAGUUGAAGAAAUUAAAGGAGAAGCAAGCCAAGCGCAAGGUCACCCGUGCGGACGAGGAGAAGAGACUGGCUCAGAAGAAGAAGGAAGAGGAGGAACGUCGCCAACGUGAAAUCGAGGAGAAGAAACAGCGUGACAUCGAAGAGAAGAGAAGGCGUCUGGAGGAAUCGGAAAAGAAGCGACAGGCUAUGAUGCAAGCGAUGAAAGACCAGAGCAAAGCAAAGGGUCCAAACUUUACCAUCACCAAGAAAGAUCUUUCGGGUAAUCUUACAUCGGCGCAACUUGAACGUAACAAGACGAAAGAACAGCUCGAGGAAGAGAAGAAAAUUUCCCUUAGCAUUCGCAUCAAGCCGUUGGAAAUCGAAGGUCUGUCCAUUGAUAAGCUCCGUGUUAAGGCUACCGAAUUGUGGGAGGCCAUAGUCAAACUUGAAACCGAAAAGUACGAUUUGGAAGAGCGACAAAAGCGUCAAGACUACGAUCUUAAAGAGCUGAAGGAACGUCAGAAGCAACAACUGAGGCAUAAAGCCUUGAAAAAGGGUCUCGAUCCCGAGGCUUUAACUGGCAAAUAUCCCCCAAAAAUCCAAGUUGCCUCGAAGUACGAACGUCGCGUCGAUACCAGGUCUUACGACGACAAGAAGAAACUUUUUGAAGGUGGCUAUGACACGCUCUUAGCGGAGACCAACGAGAAAACGUGGAAACAGAGAACAGAACAAUUUAUGAAGCGCACCAAAACGAAGUUACCUAAGUGGUUCGGUGAGAGACCGGGCAAGAAGUCUGGCGAUCCCGAAUCACCGGAGGGCGAGGAGGACGUGAAGGCCACCGUCGACGAUGAUCUCGAGGAGCCGCAAUUCGAUGAAGAAGAGGAGGAGGAGGUGAAGGAAGGCGAGGAGGAGGAGGAGGAGGAAGUCGAAGAGGAGGAAGAGGAGGAGGAGGAAGAGGAGGAAGAGGAGGAGGAGGAGGAGGAGGAAGAGGAAUAAAUCUUCUGGCUACUUCGGUGCACCUUUACGGAUAUUAAGGAGAACAGCGUAUCUAAAAAAUUUCAAAGAAUGAUCGUUGCACAGUCUCGUUAACACUUUUCGAACAAAGAUCGAAGCGUAGUCAGUGGCCAAAUCGGUAGAAAUGCCUACAACGUCGACGUUUUCCAUCUACCGUUUUUCCGGCAACCGUCGGGCUCCUCUUCGAGAUUCAAACGUCAAAGUGGACCAGACGGAUGACGGAGGCUACAUUUUGUAGUAAAAACCAUUCUACUAUUGUCACUUGUACGGCUGCUACUGCUCUACUCUACUAUUAUCUAUUAUUAAACUACUACUACUUUUAUUGUUACUAUUGCUACUAC